Messenger RNA from Candoia aspera, 4834 nucleotides. RefSeq names its product nucleobindin 2 (gene NUCB2). The record is from RefSeq and is a predicted model, not a curated record. Gene Ontology annotation, cellular component: extracellular exosome; endoplasmic reticulum-Golgi intermediate compartment. Bases 207 to 1610 code for a protein of 467 amino acids. The transcript is spliced from 13 exons. NCBI's taxonomy places the organism in Eukaryota, Metazoa, Chordata, Lepidosauria, Squamata, Candoiidae. Gene Ontology annotation, molecular function: calcium ion binding.
GGACCAGGUUUGUCUAGAGAGCAGUUUCAGGGGGUGUAUCAGCAAAGAGAGGAGGGAGGGGAAGAAAGGAGGGAGAAAGGAAGAGGUGAGUACACGAAGCAAACCCCAACGCCGGGCUGUCUUGCUGUUGCGGCUCGAGGUUUUGAGGGCUCCCGUCGAGAGAAGGCAAAGCUGCCCAGGAUCACCUGGUCCCCACCUCUCGAGCUAUGCAUCGUGGCCAGAGAAAGCAGGUACGAUGGAGAACUACUUUAUUACAACAGUGUGUUUUGCUGCUGACCUAUGUUGUAAUUAUUCUGGAAGCAGUACCUAUAGAUGUAGACAAAACAAAAGUACAGGAAGAAGAAAAAGGAGACAGUGCAAAAGUAGAUAAUUCGGAUACUGGAUUAUAUUAUGAUGCCUACCUCAGGCAAGUGAUAGAUGUUUUGGAGACAGACAAACAUUUCAGAGAGAAGCUCCAAACAGCAGACAUAGAGGAAAUAAAGAGUGGAAAGUUUAGCAAAGAGCUAGACUUAGUUAGCCAUCAUGUGAGAACAAAGCUGGAUGAACUGAAAAGACAAGAAGUUGGAAGAUUAAGGAUGUUAAUCAAAGCCAAGAUUGAUGCCUAUCAAGAUACUGGCAUAGACCAUCAAGCUCUUCUCAAACAGUUUGAGCAUCUGAACCAUCAGAACCCUCACACUUUUGAAGUUAAAGAUUUAGACAUGCUAAUCAAAGCUGCUACAAAUGACUUAGAAAACUAUGACAAAGCCCGUCACGAGGAGUUUAAGAAAUAUGAGAUGAUGAAAGAACACGAGAGGAGAGAAUAUUUAAAAACACUGGAUGAAGAAAAGAGACACCAAGAGGAAGCUAAAUAUGAGGAAAUGAAAAAAAAGCACAGCAAUCACCCCAAAGUUAAUCAUCCUGGAAGUAAAGACCAAUUGAAAGAAGUAUGGGAGGAAUCAGAUGGCUUAGACCCUAAUGAUUUUGAUCCAAAGACUUUUUUCAAGUUGCACGAUGUCAAUGCUGACGGUUUUCUGGAUGAACAGGAAUUAGAAGCCCUAUUUACUAAGGAGCUAGAGAAAGUCUAUGAUCCCAAAAAUGAAGAGGAUGACAUGGUAGAAAUGGAAGAGGAGAGACUACGAAUGAGGGAGCAUGUCAUGAAUGAGGUUGACAUCAACAAAGACCGGUUAGUCACCUUGGAAGAGUUCGUUAGAGCUACAGAGAAAAGAGAGUUUUUGGAGCCAGAAAGCUGGGAGACUCUGGACCAGCAGCAGAUGUUCAGUGAAGAUGAUCUGAAGGAAUUUGAAAGUCACAUUUCUCAGCAAGAAGGUGAAUUGCAAAAGCAAGCAUUAGAACUUCAGAGAAAGAAGGAAGAGCUACAGCAGCAACAAGACUUCCUCCAGGCUCAGAAACAAGAACUUGAAACGGCUGUUAAACAAAUGGAAAAGAAAAAGUUACAGCAAGGACAUCCUCCUUCAGGUCCAGGCGGAGAACUGAAAUUUCAACCAUCUCUGUCAGAACCAGAUGGAAAUGUGCAAAAUCAUCCAGUAGGAGGCAGUCAGCCUUUACCACCAGGAAAUAUACCAGUGCAAGAUGCAGCUGCUAGAUCUGAUCACAUCCAGUCUCAUCCUUAACCACUUGUGCCUCAGUUUAUACCACAUUGUGUGUGUGUGUGUGUGUGUGUGUGUAAUAAUCAGAGACUAAAAAGAAAUGUGAAAAAAGAGAAUUUUAAGCUCCAUUUCAGAUGUGGGAUUCAUACAGGCUUAAAAUCCAAAUUCAGUGUGAAGGCUUCCAAAGGCACAAAUGAUAUAAUACAGGACCUUAAAGUUGUGGAUAUUCUAGUUUUGUCAGUACACCUAAGUAGACAACAGGAUAUCUUAACUUUUUUCCCUGCAAAAACUUUUUUUUUGUCUCAGGUAUAAUUUGGCUGCCUAUCAUUUGUGCUUUUGAAAAUCUCCUGUUUCACCUUUAAAUCAUUAUCCUAUAGAGAUAUUGUCAAGAAGAAAGUUAACAUGAGCAAACCUCUUAAAUUUCUCAAGGUUCAUUAUGUUGACAUUCUCCAUUGGCAAUGGGUUUAAAGUUGGAGAAGUUCAGAACUGGUCUAAGCAAGAGGCAACACCCCCCACCCCUGUUUUAGUUCAUGACAGUAUGUUCCUAAAAGUGCCAACAAUUUAGAGCUGUAAUUGUAUGGCUGUGGACUGAGUGAGUUGUAACAAUUCCUUUGGUUUUCAAGAUCCAUUGAAAAGAAACAUCUGUGAUCUGAUUUCAAAACAUUCUACUUUGUAAAAGAAGUGUAAUUGCAGCAGGGAGCAAUGGAGAACAGGGAAUGUAUCUUCUGUUUAUAAAUGUCUGUGAACAAUAAUGUAAGAAUUCUUCACACUGAAAUACUGUGCUUGAAGUGCAUUGAUUUAGCCAUCUUUAUUGUUGCUAACUAAAUGCAGUUCAUCCCUGCAUGUUGACUGCAAAGAGGAUACUUUUCUCCUCCCCCCCUUUUAUAACAUGCCAGUUGCAUUUAUCUCUCUAUGAACUAUGAAAGGAAGCUCUUUAGAUGGCAAAAAAUAUUUUUAGGAUUAACAAAGACCUUUUAUUGUCUGUUCUUUCUUCAUAAAAGGUUCGUUUCAAAAUCAUCAGCAUGUUUCAAACAACGUUUGUCAGAAACUGCAUUUUGAAUGUUAAGUUGAAACACUUAAUCACAUUACAUUAUUAGACAGACUACGAUGGUAAAAGGCAUGCAUAUAAACAUUCUCUAUCUUUUUAACACAAAUAGAAAUUUCCUGUUCCUUACAGAUGAAAUCCAAUUUACUCUUUCAACAUUACUCUUAAAUGCAUUUUUUCUUCUCAUGUUACACUGACUUUGAUUUUGAUUCAAGUACCGUUGAAGUAAAUGGAAAGGUUUGCAGGUCUAAAUUCUCUUCAAUUUAGAAUAAGACUUAAAAUCCAGAUUCCUUUCUGAGGGUAACAUUUCUGAUAUUAUACUUCGUGACUGAAGAAAAGGGAUGAUUAAAAAAUAAGAACACAAAGUUAUCUUGUUACUGAAGAAUCGUAAUUAUUUUUAUUUCUGGGAUAUGGGACAUAAUCUAUAAUAUAAUUACUUACAUAGGGUUUCAAGAAAUCAGUUUUUAUAUAUAACAAAAUGAAAAACAGCUUCUCUUACCAGAAAAAUUAAGGAAAAAGAGUCCCUUGCUAAUACCGAUUUUGACUUUCAAAUGGAUUAGAUUUUUUUAAAACAAUUUUAAGUAUUAAAAAUAACUGUCCUUUCUUAAGUGAUCCUUUCAUGCUAUACAAUACACAGAAUUAGGUUUUCCCAUUUUGGAUCUUACUUGCAUAUGGCUCCUAGUAGAUGCUUCAAAGUUCCUGUGCAAGUUUUCUCCUCCUCUUUGAUGAGCAGGAGAGUUUGGCCCCUUCCCUGUUCAGCCAUUUCCUUUAAUCUCACUCACCCAAAGGCUGUAAUUGAACAAAUGCCAAAAGCAGAACCUUUUAAGUUCUCACAACUUGCUUCCUAUAGAUAGAAAGAUAAUAUUGGAAGUUUUUUAUGCAGCCAGCCUGCCAUCAGGCUUGUGAAUGGAGUUGGUUUCCUUGUUUUAUUUACCCCAACUGGAUACUUCCCUGUUUGCUUUCUGUAGUUCUAGGAUAUAUUGCAUGGCAUAUGGCAACCAAAUGGAAGGAACCACUGGCAACUCAAUGUUGGACGAAUUCUUAUUUGGAUUAUGCAGUUGUGGCCCAAAAGGAUAUUCAUGGCUUAAUUCUUACUUAUUCCUCAUACAGUAGACCCAACUAGGCAAUCAACAGAAACUUCCACAGGCAGGUUCUCUGCUUUCUAGAGACAACAGCUUGGACACAAAUUGUGGCCCUUGCUUGUGGCUCACCAGUACGAUGAUAAAAGGUCUAUCUUGUGUUUGUAAUUGUGCAAAUUUUUAUAGCUCUAUUAGCACUCUGUCCUUUAAUUUUGUAUAGUAUUCAUCCCUUUGUUUUAGGUUAUAAAUACAAUCAAAUGACAAAGAAAUGGAUAGUAUACAAUCCAAUCCCAGUUAUUGUCUUUCUCAGUUUGUUUCAAAAAUGUUCAGAUUACAAAUGUCUUACUUUAAAUGUCCUAUUCUGUACCAAGUAAAGUUUGCAAAGAGAGAUGGAGUAUGAUCAUCGAGAGGCCACUGAAACUUUUCACAGAGCUAGGGAAGCUGACAAGUGGAAAUGGGGUGAUGUUCACCCCAACUGUUAAAUCAGUUGGAAUCUUUGAAGUACUACAAUGUCUUGUAUAGCUUGGGGGGCUGGUUAUAAGGGAAAGUAACUUUCACAGAACAAUUUCAAAUUGCAUACUUUCCACCUGUACCUCAAUUAUUGUUAACUGAAUCUGAUAGCGAUUGGAUUUGGAGCUGUGAAGAGGAGAACACCAUGAAGUAGCUACUUCUGCAGGGAGAAGAGUAAGAAUCAGCUGUUGCCAAAUUAUCUCCUCCCCUCUCCCAAGAUCACCCACCCAAUCAACUGAGCAAAGGAGGAAUUGUGAAAAUCACCAUCCCACUUCCUUUCCAUCAGGAGGGAGCCCCUCACAUUUCAUUUCUAAAUGCAUUGCAAGAUAAGUUAUAUUCAUUUGUUUUUAAUGCAAUUUACAUUCAAGUGAUACAUUUCUGGUGGUGGCCAACUUAUCAUGGAAGUGGUUGGCUUAUGAUGCUAAGUGGUUGGCUUUUGAAGUUCUCCCUGCAGCGCUUCAUCUUGAAACUUACCAGGACAAAAAUACCUUGGAUGUAAAGAAUGGCAAGUUGUACAUAUCCAUAUGCUCUCAAGUGCAAUAUUUGUAAGAAGAAUGUUGUUCCACUUGUGCUUUGUAUAAUUUUUAAUCAGAUUAAAUUGAAUUCAAACUCAA